UAAAAGAUGGCAGUUUGAACAGUUACCAAAACUGAGGUUGCAAAGUAAAAAUUGAACGAUUUACAAUGUUUAUUUUCUUAUUUCAUUGAUUAAUAUGGCUGAAAUAUCCUAGGGGGCAAUUCAUAUAUUUAUGCGGAUAAUAAAAGAAUUCUUUAAUGUGAUCCAUAUCGCAUAAUUUCAUUUUAUGAUUUACAAAUAUUUUCCAUAAUAUACCAACUCCAAGUCCAGUCUAAAAUGGCGAAGCAUCAUCCGGAUUUGAUUUUUUGUCGCAAACAAGCCGGUGUUGCUAUAGGCCGUUUAUGUGAAAAAUGUGAUGGAAAGUGUGUGAUAUGUGACUCGUAUGUACGGCCAUGCACACUUGUAAGGAUAUGUGACGAGUGUAACUACGGGUCUUACCAGGGAAGAUGUGUUAUAUGUGGGGGUCCUGGAGUCUCAGAUGCUUACUAUUGUAAAGAAUGCACAAUCACUGAAAAAGAUAGAGAUGGCUGUCCAAAGAUUGUGAAUCUCGGCAGUGCAAAGACUGAUCUAUUCUAUGAGAGAAAGAAAUAUGGCUUUAAGAAACGAUAG
This is a messenger RNA of Owenia fusiformis, 567 nucleotides long. NCBI's taxonomy places the organism in Eukaryota, Metazoa, Annelida, Polychaeta, Sabellida, Oweniidae. The record is from the annotation of a GenBank genome assembly.